AUGACGGGUAAGAACGUUAAUGGUACUGCUCAGAGUAAUGGGAUUGAUUCCGAAGCUGCCCAAGAUAUCCCAAGAGAUGUUAGACUUCUGCAUCUUUUAUUGGCAUCACAAUCUAUUCAUCAGUACGAGGAUCAAGUUCCAUUACAGCUAAUGGAUUUCGCUCAUCGUUAUACCAGAGGUGUUUUAAAGGAUGCUGUUGUUUACAAUGAUUAUGCAGAAUCUUCAAAUGCUCAAGGUUCAUCAAACCAAGGCCUUUCCGUGGAAGAUAUACGGCUUGCCAUUGCAGCAAGAACUCAAUAUCAAUUUAAACCUACUGCUCCCAAGGAACUUCUAUUACAAUUGGCUGCUGAACGUAACAAGAAAGCUUUACCCCAAGUAAUGGGUAUGUGGGGGGUUAGACUGCCGCCAGAAAAAUACUGCCUGACAGCUAAAGAAUGGGAUAUAAGUGAAGAUCGCACAGAAGGUUAA
Zygosaccharomyces rouxii is the source of this 468-nucleotide messenger RNA. RefSeq names its product chromatin modification protein (gene TAF9). Bases 1 to 468 code for a protein of 155 amino acids. The transcript has a single exon. Lineage: Eukaryota; Fungi; Ascomycota; Saccharomycetes; Saccharomycetales; Saccharomycetaceae. Gene Ontology annotation, cellular component: transcription factor TFIID complex; SAGA complex. Gene Ontology annotation, molecular function: RNA polymerase II general transcription initiation factor activity; transcription coactivator activity; protein heterodimerization activity. The record is from RefSeq and is a predicted model, not a curated record. Gene Ontology annotation, biological process: DNA-templated transcription initiation; RNA polymerase II preinitiation complex assembly.